UGCUCGGGGGGUGUGUGCGGGCACCUCGUCCUCUUCUUUCUGGAACACAGCCUCACUUACAGCCGCACAUCUGGAGUGGAGCGCACGGGGGGGAAACUUUAUUUAUUUCUCUCUCUCUCUCUCUCUCUCUCUCUCUCUCUCUACCCCCCCCCCACCCCCCUUCAAUUGACCGUGUGAGCGAGCUGUCAGCACCGCGCGCGUGGAGCGGACAGCGCAGCGCCGCCUUCAGCAGCAUGGAGCCGUACACCGUGUCGGGAGCUCAGCGCCACCUGUCCGACCUCUACUCCGUCAUCCCUUACAACACCACCUUCCCGUACGAGGAGACGGGGGGCGACCGGCUGCAGAACUACACCGAGCCGCGGGGUCCGGCCCGGAGCACCGGGGGCAUGAUCACAGCGAUAUGCAUCACGGCUCUCUACUCCGUCAUUUGCGUGGUGGGACUUCUGGGCAACGUGCUCGUGAUGUACGGGGUGGUCAGAUACACCAAGAUGAAGACGGCCACAAACAUCUACAUCUUCAACCUGGCUCUUGCAGACGCGCUCGCCACCAGCACUCUGCCCUUCCAGAGCGCCAAAUACCUCAUGAACACCUGGCCGUUUGGGGAAGUCCUGUGCAAGCUCAUUAUCGCCAUCGACUACUACAACAUGUUCACCAGCAUCUUCACCCUGACCAUGAUGAGCGUGGACCGCUACAUCGCCGUGUGCCACCCUGUCCGGGCGCUGGGGUUUCGGACGCCGGUCAAGGCGAAAAUGAUCAACGUGCUCAUCUGGGUCGUGUCCUCCGCGAUCGGGGUGCCCAUUGUGGUCAUGGCUGUGACCAAAGUGAAUGAUAAUGGUAAAACCAUGUGCAUACUGAAGUUCCCCGAGCCGGAAUGGUACUGGGACACUGUGACAAAGAUCUGCGUCUUCAUCUUUGCGUUCUUGGUUCCUGUGAUGGUCAUCAGCAUAUGUUACAGCCUGAUGAUCCUGCGCCUGAAGAGCGUUCGCUUGCUCUCGGGCUCCAAGGAGAAAGACCGCAACAUGCGCCGCAUCACCCGCAUGGUCCUGGUGGUGGUGGCUGCCUUCGUCGUCUGCUGGACCCCCAUCCACAUCUUCAUCAUCGUGAAGACCAUGGUGGAGAUUGACACAAGGAACCCCUUUGUGAUAGCCAGCUGGCACCUGUGCAUCGCACUGGGCUACACCAACAGUAGCCUCAACCCCGUCCUCUACGCAUUUUUGGAUGAAAACUUUAAGCGGUGCUUCAGGGAUUUUUGCCUUCCUUGUCGAACCCACGUGCAGAAGCACAGCCUGACAGGAGGGCGCAGCAACACCAGGGAGCCAGUAUCCGUCUGCACUCCGACAGAGACGGAGAAGAAGCCUGCAUGACUAGGCAUGGAAAGGGUCCCCCAAAGCUCUCGCUCGAGGAGGAUCCAGCAAGAUCUGCAAUCAGAGGUCACCCAGAUCUCCACAACAGAGUUUUGAAGAUCACAAAGAGAAAAGGCUGGUCUCGAAGAACGUGCUGAUUGGUCUCUCCAAUUUGGUUGAGUGAACAUACACUGAAGGGAAUAAAGGCAACAGAAAAUCAGUUUCCCUGAUCUUACUUUUCCAUCAGUUCUGUACAAAAAAGAAUGUGUUCUUCUUAUAUCGAAUGUGACGCAUUGCAUUGUGACGUGGGUUGACACCCCAAAGAGUACGUUUCAAAUGUGAGCAGGAAGAAUGAAGCAGCACAUCCGCAGCUCACAAUUAGUCAGCCAAAAUGGACCAUGAAACAAGGGUUCAAACCUCAUUGAUGGCACAUGAAGGACAAAGCAGUUCUGCAGAUCUACUUGUCGAGCCAAAAAGUGUAUUUUUCAAAUAUCAUCCAUCGGAAUUGACAAAAGAUUGUCACCAAAAAGAAAUAUUCUGACUAUUUCAUUUGUACAGUAUAUCCACCAUCAAUUCAACAGAUAACGACUGAUACCCACCGACAGCUGGAUGAGUUGAAGUAGCUUGUUGCUAAGUCAACCAAUCUCUACAUCGAGAAAUCUUACAACAAAAAUGGACACUUGUUUAUUUGUUUGAUUCCCUUUAGACUCUGAUACCGUUUGGCUCAAUGUUUCAUGGUUCACGUGAAAUCACAAUCAACCCUGCUUGUUGAGGUUUUGCGCCGCGAUGAAGGAUUCCAGAAUGGCACUGGACCGCCGAAGCUUGGCUUUCUACAGAGGUCUUUUCUGCGCGUCUACUUGAGUUUCAUGAGUGGUGUCAAGUCUGAGGACAAUUUGAGGAGAACCACUAAGGCACGACCAACCUGCCACGGAAGGAUAAGGCCGGCGGCCACAACGCUUCGCUUACUUUGUUUCUUCCUGUUUGAAAGAGGUCUAAAGUCAAUGGAUAACCGAAAAACUCUAACUGAGCCUCUUCUUGUCAGACAUGUUUGUCCUUCGGGUCAACAAAAAGGCGAAUUUUGACCUGCAUUUAAAUGAGCUUAUUGUGGCCAUUUAUUACGGUUCAUUUAUUUACUGCAAAUUAUGGCAUCAAUCAAAAUGGAGACAUUCAUUGAUGGAUGCUGUGCAUCAUUUUAACUUUGCAUGAUGUGUCAGAGGUGUAUAUGAGGAAUCCAAAUAGAAUCGGACAAUGAAGUACUUUGAAGGUAAAAUUGGUGUUGACAUGCAAAGGUGUCGGAAAGUGCCAUGGUUUGGAAUAAUGGUACAAGGUAACUUAAUGUUUUAAAUGUUAAACAGAUGUUAAUUAUGACACAAGCAUUUGUGAUGACCUCUAUUUAAAAUUUAUUUGACAAAUGUAAAAGGAAAUGGUGAAAAACUGAAUUUGUAAAUAAGGUUAAGCUUUUGCUUUUGAGAAAAUUAGUUUUCAGCCACAGAUAAAAUUGCUCUAAUUAUAAUCCAAAAAGCGAUGUGUGAUUACAUUUUGUAUUGUAUUGCAGAAUUAUUGUUUUUUUUUCUUAAGUGAACAAUGCUUCAGUUUGUUGUGUACGGUUUGUUACUUUCAAUAUCAAUGCAUUUUCCUCUGCGUGGUGGAGUCAAAAAGAGACAAAUCAGGAAUAUUUUACCGCCUCAUUUCACCAAGUGCCAAUAACAAGGAAAACAGAGGUAUCCAAUUGGACGAGAUCAAUGCCGGUCAAUCAAUGUUGACCUAAUGGUAAUAGACCAAGCUUCGCAGUCAAGUAGUCCGCUUCACACCUUGUAUUCCAAAACUAAACCCUACCUUUUAAUAUCAUUUCACCACUUUCUGGUGAUUUCUGUCUUUAGCAAACUACGGAAGCCAAUUUUACUGUAAGGUCAUUGUUAUGAGAAAUGAAGGUAACAAAUAGUCAUAUCUAUCACUAGAUGAUAACUUUAAUUUACAACCAUUUAAAAAAAAAAACAUAGAGAAAUCUUGACAAAUGAUUCGAACACACUACUUUCCAAGCUGUUGACAGGGGAGCCGUGGACUAAAUUAACUCAGAGCAGUACACACAGGUAUGAAAUACAAUUAUUCCACCUUUUUUCCUGAUAGUCUAUUCAUUUGCAUAAAGCUAAUGUUAGUUGCUAAACAGCAGGUUUGUGGUGUGUUGUGUCAAUGAUCUGUAGCUAAUUUGGUUAAAUGUGGGAAGGUUUAUUAAUCUGAGAUUUUAGCAAGUGAGGCAGCAGAGCUUAGUCAGAUGUCACUAAUACUGAAUAGAAUUCCUAUUGACUGUCAGUGUGAUUGUUUGUAGAGUUCAUUAAUUGAUUGCUUAUUUAAUCUUCCUCCAUUCAUUUUUGUGCAUUAGUAUUUUUCCAUCCAUUGAUUUCAUUAUAUAUUUUUUUUCAUUUUUGUAUUCGAUGUAAAACAGAAUAAAGCUUGUGUGAAUGUAAAUAACUGUAGAUUUAUGUAAAAUGCCAUGAUGUCGUUUAAUCUCUGACUGCAGUACAGUGUGUAAGGCAAGUGUUCUAAUCAUACUUUUUAAGCUUCUUCUGGUGGAUCUGUUAUAUAAAAAUG
Pungitius pungitius (ninespine stickleback) is the source of this 3932-nucleotide messenger RNA. RefSeq names its product opioid receptor, delta 1a (gene oprd1a). NCBI's taxonomy places the organism in Eukaryota, Metazoa, Chordata, Actinopteri, Perciformes, Gasterosteidae. Gene Ontology annotation, molecular function: G protein-coupled enkephalin receptor activity; neuropeptide binding. Gene Ontology annotation, biological process: G protein-coupled opioid receptor signaling pathway; neuropeptide signaling pathway. The transcript is spliced from 3 exons. The record is from RefSeq and is a predicted model, not a curated record. The coding region runs from base 234 to 1364 and encodes 376 amino acids. Gene Ontology annotation, cellular component: neuron projection; plasma membrane.